GUACAUAUAUACACACACACGCACACACACACACAAAUACAUACAUGUCUGUAUAAUUCUUGAUCAAGGAAGUAAGUAAUUGGCAAUGGAAGAGAAGAGAGAAGAGAGAGAAAAAGGGGUGUUUAUGCCGAAUGGGUUAAUUGAAGGGACCCCUGUUUUCGUUAAAGAGCUGAUUGCUGGCGGCGUAGCUGGUGGUUUUGCCAAGACCGUCGUUGCACCUCUCGAACGUGUCAAGAUCUUGUUUCAGACCAGGCGAGCCGAAUUUCAUAGCCUUGGCUUAUCGGGAUCCUUCUCAAAAAUCAUGAAAACAGAAGGGGUGCUUGGUUUUUAUAGAGGGAAUGGAGCUAGCGUUGCUCGUAUUGUGCCUUACGCAGCAUUGCAUUAUAUGGCCUACGAAGAAUACCGAAGAUGGGUAAUUUCGGGAUUUCCCGGCGUUGGGAGAGGUCCGGUUCUUGAUCUUUUAGCUGGAUCUUUUGCCGGCGGAACUGCUGUUCUUUUUACUUAUCCACUCGAUUUGGUCCGCACGAAAUUAGCUUAUCAGGUUGUAGAACCCUCGAAACUCAAUAUCAAAAGCCGUGCUUCAAAAGACGUAGUCUAUAAAGGAAUUCGAGAUUGCUUCUCGAACAUAUAUAAAGAUGCUGGACUAAGAGGUCUCUACCGAGGUGUCGCUCCGUCACUCUAUGGAAUAUUUCCGUAUGCGGGAUUAAAGUUUUAUUUCUACGAGGAAAUGAAAAGACACGUCCCUCAAAAUCACAAAAAUGACAUCACCGUUAAACUUGUCUGCGGCUCCAUUGCCGGUUUACUCGGUCAGACUUUCACUUAUCCUCUCGAUGUUGUCAGGCGACAAAUGCAGGUACAGCGGCUCGUAAUAUCUGAUCAUAACAUUGCAAAGCGAGGGACAAUAGAAACCCUUGUUAUGAUUUUCCAAACGCAAGGAUGGAAGCAAUUAUUUUCCGGGCUCAGCAUAAACUACUUGAAGGUUGUGCCUUCGGUAGCAAUUGGAUUUACUGUUUACGAUGUCAUGAAGGCAUACUUGCGAGUUCCAUCGAGAGACGAGGCUGCGGUGGCAAAAGUUGUUGAUAUUCGUGAAAAUAGCCACCCUUCUUCGAUCCCUUCUUCUUCUUCGCCUUCGCUAUCUCGAACUCAACAAUAACCAUUCUUUACCAGUUGUAUAUGGUAUUGUGUGUGUGUGUUUUUUUUAAUAAUUGGCAUCUGCAGCAUUGCUUAGGUUAGUGUAAUAAAACUACAUUUAUUGAAGAUGUAAGUGUUAAUAUAGGCAUAUGAAUAAAAUUGCAACAAAAAUAUUCAAUUGCGGUGAAUAA
Erythranthe guttata (spotted monkey flower) is the source of this 1322-nucleotide messenger RNA. Its product is annotated as Mitochondrial substrate carrier family protein. Gene Ontology annotation, biological process: transmembrane transport. Gene Ontology annotation, cellular component: mitochondrial inner membrane. Lineage: Eukaryota; Viridiplantae; Streptophyta; Magnoliopsida; Lamiales; Phrymaceae. The record is from RefSeq and is a predicted model, not a curated record.